CGUUGAAGAGCCCAUUUUAAACUGUACCUCGCGGUGCAAAUGAGGCAGCCCACUUUAUUGGGCCCUAUGAAAAAGCCUAACGGUAAUAGUUGCAAGCUCCUUUUCUGUUGGCCUGCCGGAGAACAGCUAACCGCCGCCGGCAAGCAGCUCCCUUUCCCGUCCCGUUCGAACUUGGAAGACCAAUUACCGACACUCCAAUUUUCCUCUGCCAUUUGUCUCGCGUUUUUUAGACCAUAUGGCACAAUCUCCGUCGUCUUCCUCUCUCUCUGAUUAAUAGAAAGCAGAACCAGAUUGCGACAAGAGCCAAGAUGUUCCCUUCAGAGUCAAAGAUGACUUCUUCCGGUGAACGGAGACCCGACGACCACGGUAGCAACCUGGUCGGAGCCCGUUUCUACAAAAUCAUUCUCCAGGAAACCGUUCGCGACAAGAAGCUCUUGAUUCCGUCGAGGUUCGUUACAAAUUGCGGGGAGGGUUUGUCGAACUCUGCAAUUCUGAAGGUCCCAAGUGGGCUGAGCUGGACGGUGGGUCUGGUGAGGGAUGAAAUUGGGGUCUGGUUUAGGAAUGGAUGGCACGAUUUUGCAGAAUUUCACUCAUUAAGAUAUGGGCAUUUCCUGGUUUUCGAGUACAAGGGUUGCUCCAGUUUCUAUGUAGUUAUAUGUGAUAGAACAGCUGCAGAGAUUGUGUAUCCGAUCACUAAAGUUGCUAGCAACCAGCAGCCUGCUGAUGAAACUGGAAGUUUUUUACUUGAACCAAAAGUUGAGGUGAUUGAAGAUGUCUCUGAUGAAGUGGAUGCGCCCCAAAGAAGCAAGGGUAAGUCCCCAGUCGAGGUUUCGCAGUCUCGCUGUAGGAAGAACGACAAGAAGAAUGUGCGGGGUAGUUCGUCUAGAAAUGGCAAAGUGAGGAUGGAGAGUUGCAGUAAGGAAAGUGCAGAAGGGCAUGAAUCAUCUGCACAAGGGAUUGGAAGCAAUUCGGUGGAGUUGGGAGUCAAAGAGGAAGAAGGAGGUGAUGAGAUGAUCCAUGAAGAGCCUCCAUUUGUGAGGGGACGUAAGCCUAUCACUGGAUUCACCUCACCACAUCCAUUUUUCGACUGCCGGAUGACUUCUAGUACUUUGUCAAGGAAGCAAUUGUAUUUACCAGCAGGCUUUUCAGUCAGGCACAUUAGGAAAGACGAGAAUUCAUUGAAGCUUCAGGUUGCGGACAAAACUUGGCCAGUGGCACUAGUUAGGUUCACGAAGGACAAGUAUGUGUACUUCAGCGACGGCUGGCUUGAAUUUGCAGAGCAGAACUCUCUGAAACAAGGAGACAUUUGCAUCUUCGAGUGCAUUCACAGGUGGACUAACGUCCUGCUGAAAGUCACCAUCGUUCGAGAAUGUUAAUACGAACUAGGAAUGCUAUUUAUCCUUUCUGUAUGUGUGGAAAGCUAGCACCCGGGACAGUGCAGAUAGCUAGUUCCCUGUUGUGUAUUAUCGAGAAAUAAUGACUUCUGUUGCCAAGUUCCAAAUGAAGCUUCUUCUUCAUUGUUUCUUUUAGCAGUCAGACAAACGCAGUUGAGUCUGCCUGCUAUACCUUCCUGUUUGCCAUCUCUGCCAGACUACUCAAACUGGGUAUUCAUAACUUCGAGAUGAAAGGCUCCAAUGGCUGAUACUUUAAUAUGAUGUUAAUGG
Linum tenue is the source of this 1664-nucleotide messenger RNA. The record is from the annotation of a GenBank genome assembly. NCBI's taxonomy places the organism in Eukaryota, Viridiplantae, Streptophyta, Magnoliopsida, Malpighiales, Linaceae.